This is a messenger RNA of Triticum aestivum (bread wheat), 965 nucleotides long. RefSeq names its product putative serpin-Z12. The record is from RefSeq and is a predicted model, not a curated record. Gene Ontology annotation, molecular function: serine-type endopeptidase inhibitor activity. The transcript has 2 exons. Bases 165 to 965 code for a protein of 266 amino acids. Lineage: Eukaryota; Viridiplantae; Streptophyta; Magnoliopsida; Poales; Poaceae.
ACCCUAACCUACACGCGAGGUCGCUCGCAGGGACUCUGACCGCCGCCUGUCUCCUGAAUCCUGUCUGAAUCUGAUCGUCUCCAACAUCUGACCGAGCUGUGAUCCUGCCCGAAUCUUAACGCGAAAGGCGCGAUCAAGCCCACGGCCAAGCGCGGCGAUUCCCGAUGUCGCCCUUCGGGAAGUUCGUGGUCUGCUUGACCCUGUUCGCCGCAUGGCGCCCCCGCUCGACCCUGUUCGCCGAGGCGCCUCCAGCUGCAUCCUUCGAAGUUGGUGUCGACUCUGCGUCCGCGAUCGGGAACGCAUCGUGCGUCGCACUCGCCAGGGAGGCCGGCGUCCGGGCGGAAGGUGGCACCGGCCGCAACUUCGUCACCUCGCCCCUGUCCAUCCAUGCGGCGCUCGCGAUGGUCGCCGCCGGCGCGCGGGGCGACACGCUUACAGAGCUCCUGCGGUUCCUCGGGUCGGCGUCGCUCAACGAGCUGCACCGCGCGGCGGCGACCGAGCUCGUCGGCAGGCUCAACGGCACAGCGCAGACGUCCUUCGCCAGCGGCGUGUGGGUGGACCGGAGGUGGGCGCUAAGGCCAGAGUUCAUGGCCACCAUCGCGUCGCGGCACAACGCCACGGCGGAAUCCGUGGACUUCGUGUCGGGGGCCGAGCAGGCGAGGCAGCGCGUGAACGCCUUCGUGGCGGACGCGACCAACAAGCACAUGCACGAAGUCCUGCGUCCGGGCUCCGUCGACUCCCGCACGGCGGUCGUCCUCGCCAACGCGCUCUACUUCAAAGGGGCGUGGUCUCAGCCGUUCGACGCCUCCACCGCGCCGUUCCACAUCCCAGGCGGCACCACCGUGCGCGUGCCAUCCAUGACGACAAGCGAGUCACAGCACAUCGCGGUCUACCCGGGCUUCAGGGCCCUCAAGCUACCGUACAAGAACGACGUGCAGCAGCAAGCUGAAUUCUACAUGCCAUAG